Macrosteles quadrilineatus (aster leafhopper) is the source of this 1564-nucleotide messenger RNA. RefSeq names its product beta-1,3-glucan-binding protein-like. The coding region runs from base 33 to 1409 and encodes 458 amino acids. Gene Ontology annotation, molecular function: hydrolase activity, hydrolyzing O-glycosyl compounds; carbohydrate binding. Gene Ontology annotation, biological process: carbohydrate metabolic process. The transcript is spliced from 10 exons. The record is from RefSeq and is a predicted model, not a curated record. NCBI's taxonomy places the organism in Eukaryota, Metazoa, Arthropoda, Insecta, Hemiptera, Cicadellidae.
UCAGUCCAGUCCAGUCCAGUACGCUGCCUGCCAUGGCCCUGUCAGCUGUGUUAUCAGUGUGUCUACUGUGUGUCUGUUGCUUGGUCAAAUCUCAGAGACAUUUUGUACCAGAGGCUAAAUUGGAGUUUUUGAAUCCUGAUGGCUUAAAGAUUUCUCUGCCAGACUGGAAUCCCGCAGUGAAACUAGUCGCUUUUCACAUCAACAUCAACGAAGAGUUCACUGGCGUAGAGCAUGGACAAUACGCUGCGGACAUCACCAGGAAGAAAUCCGGUAGAUGGACCUGGGUCAUACCUGGGUUCAAGGCUAAACAAGGAGAUACAAUCUAUUACUGGAUAAAUGUGAUUGAGGAUAACCAAAGCUACAAUGGCCUUGAUAGAGAGUACAAGGUCACAGUAAGUAACCCCCACGAAGGAGAUGUUGAUAGGAUUCCAACUUCUCCAGCAACAACAACGCCCAAAUCUUGCGUUCCUUCCCAGUCAACUGUCAACGGGAGAACAGCUUGUCAACUGGAAGUGCUCCUGGACAAACGCUUUGACAACUUGGAGGGAUGGACUCACCAAGUAUCUAUAGGAGGAGACCAUCCAGAUGAUGAGUUUACAAUCUUCUUGAAGGAAUCUUACGCCAGCUGGGCAGAAGGUGGGAAACUGUUUAUCAAACCUUCCCUGCUAGAAGACAAAUACAACGACUCAUUUGUCAGGAGUGGAGAAAUGCUUCUCCCAGGCUGCACCUCAUCGGUCCCUGUUCAGUGCAGUAAACGAGCGAGUGCUUUUUUGAUUCUCCCCCCUAUCAUCUCUGCUCGGCUGACUACCAAAGACAAUUUCAGUUUCCGAUACGGGUUUGUUGAAAUUCGGGCAAAGCUACCACAGGGGAUGUGGAUUGUACCAGAACUGUGGCUGGAGCCAGUGAAUGGUCCGGUCUCAGAGAGGGUGGUGGUUGGUCUGUCUCGGGGCAACAUGGAUGACACCGAGUUUGGGUGGAAAACGUUGGAGGCCGGAGUAACAGGAGCUCAGACAUCCUUGAGGAAGAAAACACAGGACACUCCUUGGGCGCAGGACUUUCACACGUUCAAACUUGUCUGGACACCAGGUAAAAUGCAGUUUUUCGUGGAUAAUCAACAAUUCCACGAGGUUGCCACUGGAAGUUAUCCCAUUAUGAAUAAAGAGGUGUUUGUUUCACUUGGCGUACAUGUAGCAGGAUUGACAGACUUCCCUGACAACAUUACAGGGAAACCCUGGAAAAACAGUAGUCCAAAACCUAUUGUGUGGGAGAAAUAUGACUUGUACAUUUUGGAAACUUACAACAUGAUGGAGAGGUUCCUCAGAUUUUGGGACGCCAAGAGCUCUUGGUAUCCUUCUUGGAAUCAGAACUCAGCCCUGCAGAUUGAAUCCAUCAAGAUAACUGCUAUUUAAUCAGUCUCGAGAAUUCCUAAAUAUCUCCUUCUUAUAACAAACCAAAUAAAUAUUUUGAUGAUUAAAUAAUUGACUGUGUUACACUAUAGUUGUGUGUUUGUUUUUGUAAUAAUAUGGUAAUAUUACCUAACAAAGUAAGUUAUAUUUUGAUUGAC